AUGGAAAAAAUCCGUAAUCUUACCAGAGGCGGAGAAUCUACAUACCCCUGGGAUUUAGAAAAGAACUAUACCAUUUCUAAUGUUCUUGGUCAAGGUUCUUUUGCUGUGGUUCGAAAAUGUACCGAUAAGCGAACCAAUGUUGACUAUGCACUAAAGAUAAUUUCAAAAGAUGUUCUUAAAGAGCAAAUGUUAACUACAGAACUAGAUGUUCUAAAACAGGUCAACCAUCCACAUUUAGUAACCCUACAUGAGUUAGUUGAAACCAAAGAUAAUGUAUAUAUCAUCACCGACCUUGCUAGUGGUGGUGAAUUGUAUAGUCAACUUGAGCAAAGAGGAAAUUAUACAGAAAAAGAUGCUGCUCACCUUGUAGAGCAGGAUUUAAUUAACAAGAUGUUAACUUAUAAGCCGGAUGAACGAAUAACGGCCCAUGAUGCUUUAAAACAUCCUUGGUUUGAAUACGCUGCUAAAUUGAAUAUUGAUAGUAACCAUCACACACGCUCUGAGACCGUUUCUUAUCCUCGCGCCACAUUAAAAUUAAAGAAAGCCAUUCACGUUAUUCAAGGUGUAACUAAAAUGCGGAGAAUAAGUAAAACUCUUGUGAAUAAGUACCAUAAUAUGUUUGAUGAUUAUACAAAUGGUGUUAUUGGCGCUGGUGUUGGAUACGUGACAAGCACUAUCAUUGAAGAAAAUAAUGGUUCAAAUCUUAGUGCUUCUUCUCAACCAUUAGGAAGUUCUGGCUUAUUAGGUUCCGAUCUUCCUGUGACUAGUUCCAACACUAAACCUAUUUCUAAUCUGUCAAUAACGAAUCAAAAUCAACCUACUGAGUUUUACAUGCAUAGCAACAAAUCUGGUUUAGAUAUUGGACAUUUAACUACCAAUAACUCCGUAUCAUCUUCACGUCCAUUUUCCAUUUCCCCAACUAGUCCUACUGCAAGCAAUUCUAGUAAACACGCUAUAAUAGUAUGA
Molecule: messenger RNA, 966 nt
Organism: Racocetra fulgida
Lineage: Eukaryota; Fungi; Glomeromycota; Glomeromycetes; Diversisporales; Gigasporaceae
Source: the annotation of a GenBank genome assembly